AUGUCCAUUGAAACUGUCCCAGAUUCUGGAUAUUACAGUAUUAGCAAUGUUAGCGUACAAAGCUCGAUUACGACAGCAACCGAUGACACUGUUUCAAUACAAAAAAUGCCGGAUUAUACCUAUUUUCGAAGCCUAUGGUGGACGGAAGGAAAUAUUCACCCAGAAGCAAAGUGGGAAGAAGCUAAGCUUCCAUACGUGCUCGUUGAGGGCGUGACUUUGGAAGAGUACGAACGUCGCACCGACGAGUUUAACGUUCAUGGUUUAUGGGAAUGGACAAAUUAUAAAGUCUCGGUUUAUGAACUUCCAUUAAAACCACAUGAAACUUGCAUUAGCGCGAUUAUUAAGUAUUUUAAUAAGAGCUGUGGUGAUGCUGACGAUACCAAUGCCAGAAUUAUAGGCUUUGGAGCAACUCGAACUCGUGAUGAUAAUUCUGGAAAGGAGGCAGAUGCGUCAUUUCGUCCAAGGAAACCACGAGUACCAGCACCAUCCGGAAGCGAUGGAGAGAAUGAACCAUGGCCAAAUAUCGUCGUAGAAGUCGCAUGUUCUGAAAGUAUAGAUCACGUUUUCGAAAAGGUAAAAAAUUACUGGCUAAUGGAUUUUAGUCGUGUGCAUGAUGCGAUAGUUAUUAAAAUCGAUCCAGUUCCUGAGAACAGAAUGCCUUCACGCAUGCAAGCAUGGCAUUUUUGUUCUAGGAACAGAAUAAGAAGAGGAGCAGAUCUUCCGCAUCGAACUCACUUCGAGUUUGGCACUCACGAUGGAGCCGGGAAUCCGUUGAACAUUCCACGAGGCGUAUGCCUCAUCAAAAUUGAUUUGGAUUGUCUUUACUAUCAAGCACGCUCUGAUGUCCGAAUUCCUCGACAUAUUCUCCCCGAUCCUAUUGUAUUGGAUUUCUCCAUUAUUCGAGAAGAAAUUUUCUAUGCUUAUGAUGUUUAA
This is a messenger RNA of Diversispora eburnea, 933 nucleotides long. NCBI's taxonomy places the organism in Eukaryota, Fungi, Glomeromycota, Glomeromycetes, Diversisporales, Diversisporaceae. The record is from the annotation of a GenBank genome assembly.